AUGGAUCCAAACAGGUCGGGGACACAUAAUGGCCAGAAUAGUCCGCAGCCUGGCCCCUUUGGCUAUUCUUUUCUCUCCCCUACAGAUACCCCAUUCGAACCUGCUCCUGCGCCACCUCCCGGGCCGGCGCUCUUGGAUCAAGAUGAAUCAUUGAUGCUGGAUAACUUCUUUACUACGAUGAACUCCAAUCAGCUCUCCAGUGACUUUUGGCUGCAGAGUCAAUCAAAUAAGCCAUUUGGCACCGCCAAUUUCGACUUCUCAGACGAACUCCUCCCCCCGACUUUCGAAGGGUCCACGACCUCUCUUUCAUCACAACCCUCCCUCUCUCAUCGCAGCAUAGACAAACCGCUCAUGGACGUAAUGCCGGGGAACCUGAGUGCCAACUCAGAUAUAUUCGCGGCUGCUUCCAUGCUAUACCAUAAUGGAAUACACGGGGCCGAUUUCAAUACCAACUUAGGAUCUCAUUCAUACCCAUCCCCUGACAUAGAUUUCAACAGCCUCAGAAUGUCCACUCAUGGCAAAUUCCAACCGCAACCCAGCCAUGUGCCCUUGAAACAACCCAACAGCUCAUCCCGUCCUCGGUUACCCCAUGGGUACCACACCUCAGAGAUGCUCUUCGAUGUCCGUGAACCGAUAUCCCCCGAGCAACAGCAGACCGCCAAGGUUCGUCCACUGCAUUGGGGCUCGGAUGAAAGUUUUGUGGAUCAAGGAUACAUUGCACCGCCGGAUCAGCCAGAUGAAGAGCAGCGCACGAAAGAGCUGCUCGGUCACUUGGCAUGCUUUGAAGCCCAAAGCAGUGCUGCAAACACCCGAGCGCCGAGCCCAGUACGCAUCACCGGAAACUAUGAUGCAACAUGGACUGAUACAGAUGCGGCUGGACAACUCAGCAAUUUGCGCAGAGAGUUCAAGGACAGCAUGGAAGAUCUUUCCCAACCUAAGAAGAAGCAAAGAGUUUUGGUCAAGGAGGAAGAAGAUGAAAAUUCAGACGAGGAAAGCUCGCGGCCACGAUCGAAAAAGUCCAAGGCUUCGUCAUCAAGGCGAAUGUCACAUGACGCCGUUCGGAAACCAAGGCUUUCCCAAGGUCCAAAGCCCGCACGAGAGAACCUGACCGAAGAACAAAAGAGAAGCAACCAUAUUCUUUCGGAGCAAAAGCGAAGAAACUUGAUCAGACAAGGGUUCGAUGAUCUGUGCACCCUUGUUCCUGGCCUAAAAGGCGGUGGUUUUAGCAAAAGCGCAAUGCUCACGCAGGCGGCUGACUGGUUGGAAGAAGUAUUGCGCGGCAAUGACAUCCUCAAAGCACAGCUAGCGGAGUUAAAGGCCAUGAAUGGUUUGGUGAUGCCUCGGUAG
This is a messenger RNA of Aspergillus luchuensis, 1347 nucleotides long. RefSeq names its product basic helix-loop-helix domain-containing protein. Bases 1 to 1347 code for a protein of 448 amino acids. Gene Ontology annotation, molecular function: DNA-binding transcription factor activity, RNA polymerase II-specific; RNA polymerase II cis-regulatory region sequence-specific DNA binding; protein dimerization activity. The transcript is spliced from 2 exons. Gene Ontology annotation, biological process: regulation of transcription by RNA polymerase II. The record is from RefSeq and is a predicted model, not a curated record. NCBI's taxonomy places the organism in Eukaryota, Fungi, Ascomycota, Eurotiomycetes, Eurotiales, Aspergillaceae.